GACCGGGAAAAGCGAGCGGCAGCGGCGGCGGGGCGGCUGGCGGGUCGGGAAGCUGCACGCGUCAGCAGCUGUAGGCGACGCAAGUUCCGGACCUGGCUCCAGCGUCCUCACUCAGGACUGUCGCCGCUCUUACCUCGCUGCAGGCUGUCUGUCUCCCCCGACUGUGCCUCUUGUGUUCUGAGCUUUCCGAGGGCGUCCGCUCCUCGCCUCUGUGGUGGCACCUUUCUCUCGUGAAGCACUCCCCCCAGCUCCAUGAAUGGAAAUCGGCUCCGCAGGACCCAUUGGGGCCCAGCCCCUAUUCAUAGUGCCCAGAAGACCUGGGUAUGGCACUAUGGGCAAACCCAUUAAACUGUUGGCUAACUGUUUUCAAGUUGAAAUCCCAAAGAUUGAUGUCUACCUCUAUGAAGUUGACAUCAAACCAGACAAGUGUCCUCGAAGAGUGAACAGAGAAGUAGUUGAUUCAAUGGUUCAGCAUUUUAAAGUGACUAUAUUUGGAGACCGUAGACCAGUUUAUGAUGGAAAAAGAAGCCUUUACACAGCCAAUCCACUUCCUGUGGCAACCACUGGGGUAGAUUUAGAUGUUACAUUACCUGGGGAAGGUGGAAAAGAUCGACCUUUCAAGGUGUCAGUCAAAUUUGUGUCUCGAGUCAGCUGGCACCUACUACAUGAAGUACUGACUGGAGGGACUUUGCCUGAGCCACUGGAAUUAGACAAGCCUAUCAGCACUAACCCCGUCCAUGCCGUUGAUGUGGUGCUCCGACAUCUCCCCUCUAUGAAAUAUACGCCUGUGGGGCGUUCCUUUUUCUCAGCUCCAGAAGGAUAUGACCACCCUCUGGGAGGGGGCAGGGAAGUAUGGUUUGGAUUCCAUCAGUCUGUUCGGCCUGCCAUGUGGAAAAUGAUGCUAAAUAUUGAUGUUUCUGCCACUGCCUUUUACAAAGCACAACCUGUAAUUCAGUUCAUGUGUGAAGUGCUUGACAUUCACAACAUUGAUGAACAACCCAGACCCCUGACUGAUUCUCAUCGGGUAAAAUUCACUAAGGAGAUAAAAGGUCUGAAAGUUGAAGUGACUCAUUGUGGAACAAUGAGACGGAAAUACCGUGUUUGUAAUGUAACGAGAAGGCCUGCCAGCCACCAAACCUUUCCUUUACAGCUAGAAAAUGGCCAAACUGUGGAGAGGACUGUGGCUCAGUAUUUCAAAGAAAAGUACACACUGCAGCUGAAGUACCCACACCUUCCCUGUCUGCAAGUGGGGCAGGAGCAGAAGCAUACAUACCUGCCACUAGAAGUCUGUAAUAUUGUGGCUGGGCAAAGGUGUAUCAAGAAACUAACGGACAAUCAGACUUCAACAAUGAUAAAGGCAACAGCAAGAUCUGCACCAGAUAGACAAGAGGAAAUUAGCAGAUUGGUAAGAAGUGCAAAUUAUGAAACAGAUCCAUUUGUUCAGGAGUUUCAGUUUAAAGUGCGGGAUGAAAUGGCCCAUGUGACGGGACGUGUACUUCCAGCACCUAUGCUCCAGUACGGAGGACGGAACCGGACAGUAGCCACACCCAGCCACGGAGUGUGGGACAUGCGAGGAAAACAGUUCCACACAGGAGUUGAAAUCAAAAUGUGGGCUAUCGCUUGCUUUGCCACACAGAGGCAGUGCAGAGAAGAAAUACUGAAAGGUUUCACAGACCAGCUUCGGAAGAUUUCCAAGGAUGCAGGGAUGCCCAUCCAGGGCCAGCCAUGCUUCUGCAAAUACGCACAGGGGGCAGACAGCGUGGAGCCCAUGUUCCGGCAUCUCAAGAACACCUACUCAGGACUGCAGCUCAUUAUCGUCAUCCUGCCCGGGAAGACGCCAGUGUAUGCGGAAGUGAAACGUGUAGGAGAUACACUUUUGGGUAUGGCCACACAGUGUGUGCAAGUCAAGAAUGUAAUAAAAACAUCUCCUCAAACUCUUUCAAACUUGUGCCUAAAGAUCAAUGUUAAACUUGGAGGAAUCAAUAAUAUUCUUGUACCUCAUCAAAGACCUUCUGUGUUCCAGCAACCAGUGAUCUUCCUGGGCGCAGAUGUCACACACCCACCUGCUGGUGACGGAAAGAAGCCCUCCAUUGCUGCUGUUGUAGGUAGUAUGGACGCCCAUCCAAGCAGAUACUGUGCCACAGUAAGAGUUCAGAGACCCCGACAGGAAAUCAUCCAGGACUUGGCCUCCAUGGUCCGGGAACUGCUCAUCCAAUUUUAUAAGUCAACCCGAUUCAAACCUACUCGUAUAAUCUUUUAUCGGGAUGGUGUUUCAGAAGGGCAGUUUCGACAGGUAUUAUAUUAUGAGCUACUGGCAAUUCGAGAGGCCUGUAUCAGUUUAGAAAAAGACUAUCAACCUGGAAUAACCUACAUUGUUGUUCAGAAGAGACAUCAUACGCGGUUGUUCUGUGCUGAUAGAACAGAAAGGGUUGGAAGAAGCGGCAACAUCCCAGCUGGAACCACGGUGGAUACCGACAUUACUCACCCGUAUGAAUUCGACUUUUAUCUCUGUAGCCAUGCUGGAAUACAGGGUACCAGCCGUCCUUCACACUAUCAUGUUUUAUGGGAUGACAACUUCUUUACUGCAGAUGAACUUCAGCUGCUCACUUACCAGCUCUGUCACACUUACGUACGCUGUACAAGAUCUGUUUCUAUCCCUGCACCAGCAUAUUACGCUCACCUGGUGGCAUUCAGAGCCAGAUAUCAUCUUGUGGACAAGGAACAUGACAGUGCUGAAGGAAGCCAUGUUUCAGGACAGAGCAAUGGGCGAGAUCCACAAGCUCUUGCCAAGGCUGUACAGAUUCACCAAGAUACCUUACGCACAAUGUACUUCGCUUAACAAGUCCAAGUUUAUUCUCCGAGACAAAGAGAUGAAAAGUGAAUCAACAUACAAUGUAUGUUUCCAAUGGAGUCAAUUUGCUGGGGAGGCCUCCAGCCAUACAGAAGCCAGUACUAUGUAGAGGUCUGGUCCUUAAGUUGAUCCAAGGAAAAUCGUUUACACCGUCAAAGAAUGCAGCACCAUUGUACACUAGGGAGCCAGCCCGCUGCUUUUUUGCCGUCUCCUGUAGAAGAUACAUCACCGUUGUUUAUUCUUACUUCUUACAGUCUAACCCUUUUAAUGCCUUUACCUCAAGUUGCUUAGCAGCACAACUAUCUCUGCAAAAAAGUAAAGAAAAAGUGAAUGGUGGCUUAAAAACACACAAUUACACAAAUAAUGAUUGUUCAGUUAUAUGUGCAGAAAAAGUAAUGUGCAUCUAUUCUUGUAAAGGAGUCUGUAUUUUCAAUACCCUCACAUUACUUCAUGUGCAUAUGUAUCUAGAUCUAGGUUACUGAUGUAUAUGUGUCUGUGUGUAUAUCUUAUAGUUCAUUUCCCUGGAGAACUCUCUUUCCUUAUAUCCCUCCUUAGGCCGCACUCAUUUCCUUUACUGUCUCCCUUGCCUUCAGCAUCUAUACUUUGGUCCCUAUAGCUACAAGUGACAUUCCUGUGUUCAUACAUCUGGUUCCCUUGAAGGAAAGUUUGACAAAUUAGACUUCUGGCUUUACUUUAUGUCCCUAUUCCUAGCUCCUUUCUCUCACACAGGAGUCCUCAGCUCUUGACGCUAUGUUUGUGAGCAUCUGCUCCCUUCUCUGGAUUUAUCACAUGUGCACUGUGUUUAGAAACAGUGGCAACCUGGGGAUUCUUUUCUGUAGUAAGUUUGUUAAAGCUGCUAUAAAUACGAAACCUUGUCGGACAUCUUUCAGAUCAGUGCAAAUAUUCUGAAGCCUCUGUUUGUAUGAGUUAUACCUGGAAAUUCCUCCAAAACUCUAUAGGAUGGAAAAAGGAAGGAAUUGGGGUUGGUUUGGUUUGGUUUUUUGCUAGUUUACUCACUGUCCUUAUACCUUAAUGUGAUUUUCUCACAUAUAAAUAUAUACACACACACACAUGUUGAAGUAUAGCUCCCUUUGCCUUUAUGUUCAUUAGAAUAGUGCUUUAAUAAUUAUAAACUAUAUUGGCUAUAUCUUUUCUAGAACUAGAAUCAUGUUUAAGAAUGAAGACAGUUUUUGCUCUCUUUUAGUGCAAUAAGCAAUUUUACAGGAAAGUCGUGUCUGUUGUCCUCAUCGUGGAUAACAGGAAGAACAGACAUCUGUAGUUUAAAGGGAACAAAGUAAUACAGCCUUAAUUUCAGAAGAAGAGCUUCAUAAUUUUCAGUUUUAAAGCAAUUCCUUAAAAAAAUUUUAGCCAAAGGAGUAAAACCUAUUAAAGCAUAGUUGAACUUAAGUUUUUAAAAAUGACAGUGAAC
Messenger RNA from Mus caroli (Ryukyu mouse), 4280 nucleotides. Its product is annotated as protein argonaute-3. The record is from RefSeq and is a predicted model, not a curated record. Lineage: Eukaryota; Metazoa; Chordata; Mammalia; Rodentia; Muridae. Gene Ontology annotation, biological process: regulation of stem cell proliferation; regulatory ncRNA-mediated gene silencing. Gene Ontology annotation, molecular function: RNA binding; protein binding.